Apodemus sylvaticus (European woodmouse) is the source of this 1591-nucleotide messenger RNA. Its product is annotated as succinyl-CoA:3-ketoacid coenzyme A transferase 2B, mitochondrial. Gene Ontology annotation, cellular component: mitochondrion. Gene Ontology annotation, molecular function: succinyl-CoA:3-oxo-acid CoA-transferase activity. The transcript has a single exon. The record is from RefSeq and is a predicted model, not a curated record. NCBI's taxonomy places the organism in Eukaryota, Metazoa, Chordata, Mammalia, Rodentia, Muridae. The coding region runs from base 1 to 1563 and encodes 520 amino acids. Gene Ontology annotation, biological process: ketone body catabolic process.
AUGGCGGCGCUGAGGCUUCUGGCCUGGGCGCUCCCACGCGGGCUCUCUCUUCACCGCCCACGGCCCGCGCUGCCCCACAGCCUUGUCCGCCGCUAUGCUUCGGACCGCAGCGGGAGUGUCCAAUUCUACACCGACCCGGUGAAGGCGGUGGAGGGCGUCAAGGAUGGGUCGACCGUCAUGCUCGGGGGCUUCGGGCUCUGCGGCAUCCCCGAGAACCUGAUCGGGGCGCUGAAGACCAAGGGCGUGAAGAACCUAAAGAUCGUCAGCAGCAACGUGGGCGUGGACGACUUCGGCCUGGGCAUCUUGCUGGCCUCCAAGCAGGUCAAGCGCGUGGUGUGCUCCUACCUGGGGGAGAACGCACUCUGCGAGAAGCUCUACCUGGCGGGCGAGCUGGAACUGGAGAUGACGCCGCAGGGAACCCUGGCCGAGCGCAUCCGCGCGGCUGGCGCGGGCGUGCCCGCCUUCUACACACCCACGGGCUACGGCACGCUGGUGCAGGAAGGGGGCUCCCCGAUCCGGUACUCGCCCGAAGGCCACCUGCUUACCCUAAGUGAGCCGCGGGAAGUGCGCGAGUUCGAGGGCCGCCACUACCUGCUGGAGCAUGCUAUCCACGCUGACUUCGCCCUGAUCAAGGGCUGGAAGGCCGACCGUUCGGGCAACGUGAUCUUCAGGGGCAGCGCGCGCAACUUCAACGUGCCCAUGUGCAAGGCCGCGGACAUCUCCGUGGUGGAGGUGGAGGAGAUCGUGGACGUGGGUACUUUCGCCCCGGAGGACAUCCACAUCCCCAACAUCUACGUGAACCGCGUGAUCAAGGGGCCGAGGUUCGAGAAGCGCAUCGAGCGCCUGACCACGCGUGACAGCAAGCCCGCGCCCGGCAGCAAAGUGGAUGACCCCUCCAGGACACGCAUCAUCAAGCGCGCGGCUCUCGAGUUCGAGGACGGCAUGUAUGCCAAUCUGGGCAUCGGCAUCCCGCUCUUGGCCAGCAACUACAUCAGCCCCAAGAUGACCGUCUACCUGCACAGUGAAAACGGGAUCCUGGGCUUGGGCCCGUUCCCUUUGAAAAAUCAGGUAGAUGCCGACAUCAUCAACGCAGGCAAGCAGACAGUGACGGUGAUUCCCGGGGGCUGUUUCUUCGCCAGCGAUGACUCUUUUGCCAUGAUCCGCGGCGGACACCUCCAACUGACCAUGCUCGGGGCCAUGCAAGUUUCUCAGUACGGCGACCUGGCCAACUGGAUGGUGCCAGGCAAGAAGGUGAAGGGCAUGGGCGGGGCCAUGGACUUGGUGUCUGGUAAGAAGACCAAAGUGGUGGUCACCAUGGAACACUCCACCAAGACAAAGGAGCACAAGAUCUUAGACAAAUGCACCAUGCCACUGACCGGCAAGGGCUGCGUGGAUCUCAUCAUCACCGAGAAGGCGGUGUUUGACGUGGACCCGAGUAAGGGGCUGACGCUGGUGGAGAUGUGGGAGGGCUCCUCCAUAGAUGACAUCAAGGCCACCACAGGCUGUCCGUUUGCGGUGAGCCCCAACCUCAAGCCCAUGCAGCAGAUUAAGACCGAUGCUUGAGCAGCCCUCCAGGGCUGAUCUGCCACUU